Saccostrea echinata is the source of this 2333-nucleotide messenger RNA. RefSeq lists its product as uncharacterized. The transcript is spliced from 8 exons. The record is from RefSeq and is a predicted model, not a curated record. NCBI's taxonomy places the organism in Eukaryota, Metazoa, Mollusca, Bivalvia, Ostreida, Ostreidae.
UCUGUUUCACAGCUAGUGCUGUAACACAGUGCUGAUAAGCGGCUUGACCUCAAUAUGCAUAUUUUAAAGCCCAGAGAUCGGAAACAGUCGGGGUGACGUCAGAGAUCAGCUUCAGCACAGAGAUGCUAAAUGUUUCAGCCAAAGAGAUACUAUAAAUCUUUCUUAUCAUUGAUCAAAGACAAAUAGUUUCCUUAAUUGCCAGUAAUGGGUUAAAGGCUAAGUCAUAAAUAAAGAACUUGUACAAUUAUAUUUCUUUGUGUCUAAAGAUCUAGAGUUAUUCAUAGUCUGUAAGGAUGCCGUAUUGUGCUGUUUAUAAUUGUUCAAGCUCCUCAAAAGUGGACAAAAAUGUAUCAUUUUUUCGCUUCCCAAAAGAUGCAGGUCUUCAAAAGGCAUGGGUACAUUACUGCCGUAGAAGAGACCUUAAAUUAACAAAAUACAGUAAAAUAUGUGAGAAACACUGUACGCCAGAUCAAUAUUCUCGCUAUCCACCCCGGUUAGCUGAAUUAGGUUAUCCAAAUGCUCGUGCUCAGUUAAAAGAUGAUGCUGUACCCGAUGUUGAGUGGCCUACCCAAGACGAAUGUUCAACUUCAUCAAUCACUGAGAGAAAACCAUCGGGAUUUGGUGCAUUUAGAAAGCGACAAAGACUUGAGGUAUUAAAAGAGGCUAUGAUAGAAAGUGAUGACAGUGAUGAUAAUAUUGCAGAAGAAAAUGUAAAAGUAGAUGCAGAUGUUUCUGAAACUCAACCAGUAACCCUUUCAUCUUUGAGUAAUGUUUCUGCAGAAUGUGAGACAUUAUCAGUUGACAAAGCCAUCCAGUGCAGUGAAUUUCAGUACUGCAUUAAGUGCAGACAGCCUACUGCACUAGAAGGAAAUACAAAUAGUCAAGAAGACAACAUCAACAUUGAUGACUAUAUGGAGACUAAUGAACAUGAUGAAUUAAGUUCUGAUGAAGAUUAUAACAGAGAUGUAGACUCUGAUUUCAAUGCAAGCGAUUUUGAAGAUUCAGAAUUAGAUGAAGAGGAGACUUGUAAUUACAGAUUAGAUGAAACAGAUAAUCCAUCAGAAGAGAAAUAUUAUGUUGUGUCAGAAAGUGCACUCUCUCAACUUUUAUCUGUCUGUAAUGUUUGUAAUGGGAAAAGUGUCCCACUUGUAGAAUACAGCAAAGGUUCCAUGAUAUCUACAGUUUCUACAUGUGAAAAUGGUCACAUGAACAGAUGGCAGUCACAGUCAACACAUAAGAAAAUGCCAUGGUUUAAUUUACAUCUUGCAAGUGCAAUGCUUUUAAGUGGGAACAGCAUAUCAAAAGUUUUAAUGCUUUUCAACCAUUUGAAAGUUUUAGUCCCAAGUUCCCGCACUAUUUCCCGUCUUCAGUCCUGUUAUAGUAUUCCUGCUGUCAUAGAAGAAUUCUAUUUACAGCAAGCAGAAUAUUUUGAUGAUUUGCGCCAGAAACCUCAUGUGGUUCUUGGAGGUGAUGGAAGAUGUGACUUACCUGGUUACAGUGCAAAAUACUGUAGUUACUCACUGAUUGACCUUGAAACUAAUAAAAUCAUUGAUGUACAGUUGGUCCAGUUUUUUAUUUGAACUUGAUCUACCCAUAUGGAGUUAGAAGGCCUUAAACGUGGACUAAGGCACAUAACGGAAUUAAAUCGUGUCCAGGUGCAUGAUCUUGUGACAGAUCGCCAUGCAAUGAUAAAGUCAUACAUGAAGACUGAAAAACCCAAUAUCAAUCACUAUUUUGAUGUGUGGCACGUAGCAAAGGGAAUAUCAAGAAAACUAGAGACAGCUGCAAAAAAGCGUGGUGCUGGUCAGAUCCGUCGUUGGAUUAAAAGUAUCGUCAACCACACAUACUGGGUUGCAGCAUCAAGUGGAAACAAUGGGCAAAUGAAGACUGACAAAUGGAAAUCCUUAAGCAGCCAUCUUAUCAAUGUCCAUGAACAUGAUUCUGAGGUCUUUCCAAGAUGUGAACAUGGCCAGUUAGAUGAACCUAGAGACUGGAUGCAGCAAGGCUCUAGAUGCCACAAGAUGGUAAAAGAUAUCGUGGAGAGUCCCUAUCUUCUUCGAGAUCUUCCAAAAUUGUCACCUGUUUACCAGACAUAUGGGCUUGAAGUUUUUCACUCUGUGGUGAACCAUUUUGCACCAAAGAGUACGCACUUCCUUUACAUGCCAAUGCAUGCAAGGUUGUGUAUUGCUGCAUUUCAUUACAAUGAAAAUGGAACACGUCAGUCAUUAACAAGAGAGGGUGAACUACAGUGGAGUGUAUCAUACCCAAAGGCAAAGAAAGGACAGGAAUGUGUAGUAAAACCUCGAAGAGUGUCUGCAACCUUUGGUAAGUAA